Molecule: messenger RNA, 1362 nt
Organism: Mesitornis unicolor (brown roatelo)
Lineage: Eukaryota; Metazoa; Chordata; Aves; Mesitornithiformes; Mesitornithidae
Gene: HHAT
Product: hedgehog acyltransferase
Exons: 8
Coding region: 1-1362 (453 amino acids)
Biological process (GO): protein palmitoylation
Cellular component (GO): endoplasmic reticulum
Molecular function (GO): palmitoyltransferase activity
Source: RefSeq, a predicted model, not a curated record
AUGCUCUUCCUAGCUGCAAACCAGCCCUGUGUAAGGAAGCAGUUAGCCUUGUGCCAGCUGGACGGAGAGCUUUUUCCCGAGGCUUUUCUGCCUCUGGUGCUGGGAAGAUCCAUGGCAAUGGUGUCCUGCGAAGGUUUGCUCUUUGCAGAGUAUGAAGCUGUGAUGGACAGAAGGUUUGGGCUGGAACCAGGGACUCUCUUUCGGGGCCUCAAAAAGGACCCAAUGGACUUUGAGUGGAGCUACUGGAUCGAAUGGGGAAGGGAACGUAUACUGUGGCUUCUGGCUGGUCACCUGCUGGUCUCACAAGUGUCCAGGCUCUUGGUGGAGAAGUAUAAACCAUGGUGCUUGAUGGCUUAUGGGAUGGCUGCCUGCUGGUUGUUACUGGGAAUCAAGGGCUUUGCCAUCAUUUUGUUGCAUGCAACUAUUUCAUUUGCUGUGGCUCAGUUUCAGCUGUCGCUCCUGACGUGGUUGUGCUCCCUUAUCCUGCUAUCCACUUUACGCAUACCAGCUGUGGAAGAAGCCAAGAGAAAGUGGUACAACACUGAAAAUGAGUAUUAUCUGCUGCUUUUCACUGUGUCUGUCCGCUGCCUCUUCUGCACUAGCUUCAGCCUGGAGUACUGCUGGCAGGGACCCGCCCAGAAGUCUUCCCACUCGUUCCUGUGGAUGUUGGCAUACGUGUUUUAUUAUCCCACAUUCCACAAUGGACCUCUUAUGAAUUUUGAUGAAUUCAGUAAGCAGAUGAGGAAACAAGAAGCCUUCAGCUUGAAGACCAAUCUUAGCAUCUUAAUUUUGGGCAUAAUUCGUAUUUUCUUCUGGUGGUGCCUGGCUGAGCUGAUGAUUCACCUCAUGUAUAUCCAUGCUCUCUACAGCAGUACUCCACCUUUGGAAACUGUGUCAUACUGGGCCUUGGGAGGCCUGGCUUUAGCUCAAGUACUAUUUUUUUACGUGAAAUACCUGGUUCUGUAUGGUGUUCCUUCCCUCCUCCUUCAAAUGGAUGGACUCAAACCUCCAGCUCUGCCUUGCUGUGUGAGCCUGAUGCACAGUUUCACUAAAAUGUGGAGAAACGUGUUGCAAACCGCCUGCCCUCCGCCGGAGAAAAUAAACCCUGACAUUGCGCUGGCUUUAUCUCUGGCUGCCGGAGAGAGCCCUGACGGGGAGCAGCGUUUCCAAAAGCUCACUCGAGUUUCCUGCCGCCGGCAGGACCUGCGCGGCUCCGGCAGCGCGGCCCCUCGGUGCCGCCAGGGGGCGGUCUUGCCCCAGCGCUGCCUGCGGAGCGCUCUGCCUGCUGAGCUCCGCCGCCGGCCGCUGUCCACCCAGUGCAAUACAGUGACUCCCUUCGUUCCCAUGGGCAGGGAAACUUGA